AUCAAUAUCCAACUUCAAAGAGUAGACAUGGAGUACAUAUGUCAUGUAAACGAAUUAUCUGUUACAUGUAUCAUGUUGUACAUAAGUGGAAAAACUAUGGCUGGGGAGAAAUCAAAAUCAGUGUUGCUUGCAAGAAGAUUAGAGGAGGCUAUGCUAGAACAAUUGAUUUUAAUUCCUUAUAAUAUUAGUGCUUUGAAAAUUUAUGAAACUACCCAAAGGAGGAGGAGGACCAAUCCAGUUUGGAAAGUAGUUCAGUCCCCGCAACAACCUACAAACGUGGAAUAUGGGUUUCAUGUAAUGCGGUAUAUGAAAGACCUCAUUAGAGAUCAAAGCAUCCUAAGAAAACAAAAUGUGAGAUAAAUUCUAAACUUUUAUUACUAUUAUAUUCAUGAUACUUGUACAUCUUCUUCAUUAUCUAAUUGUUUGUAAAUAACCUCUUGCAGUUCAAUGGAAAAAAGACUUACACGGAAAUUGAACUUGAUGAAGUGCGAGUUGAAUGGAUUAAUUUCGUACUAAAGAAUAUGAUUUGAAAUCCAAUGUAAGUAUGAUAUAACUUCCGUUCUUUAAAUUACUAAUCAACAAUUUCUUUAGUUGGUAAAGAAUAUAUAAUCACUUCAAGAUUUCAUUUUAGAUUUGUUGAUUCUAUGUAUAUUUGGUUUUAUGACUUUAAAAUAUCUUCUCAUACAUUGAAGAUUUUCAUUUUGGAUUUAUUGAUUCUAUGUAUAUGUCAUAUUUAUAUAUGGUAAUCCAAACAUUUUAUAUUAGUAACAAUCAAAAUUGUUAUUCCUUUUCUAUUGAUGCAGGAGAUGAAGAGUCAGUGUGAUGAGAAAAUGUUC
Messenger RNA from Camellia sinensis, 836 nucleotides. The record is from RefSeq and is a predicted model, not a curated record. Lineage: Eukaryota; Viridiplantae; Streptophyta; Magnoliopsida; Ericales; Theaceae.